CAAUAUAUGUUAAACAGCAUUAGCUGCUGUGGUCCAGUGGUUUGCAGGUAGUGUUAGGACAACGUUAGCUAGUCACUUGGUGGCGAAUGUGUGCAGUGAACUGUCGGCUGUUGUCGAUUAUUAUUUGAUACACUCUUAGCGAGUGUUCUGUCUUUAAUGGGGGAAGUGGUAACUGCACCGUGUUUAAAUCGACAGAUACCCGCUAGCAUCAAACUUAACUUCAGCAGGCUGCUAGCUUAGCUUCGUUCACCGUCACAUAACACAGUCAAUAUAACCCAGCUAACACAAACUAAGAAGAAUGGCAAUGUUUGACAGUUCAUCGGGGUUUCAAACUUAGACCCCAGUCUUCCCCACACAAGAGUGUUUCUUCAUCUCGGAGACUAAAUGCAACUGGACCAGGGGGCUUGUGGGCAUGAAGUGGCUGGGCGAAUCCAAGAACAUGGUAUUAAAUGGCAGACGACACGGAAACAAGUUGACCAGCGAAACACCUGUGAGCCAGAGCCAGACUCGCUCUCAGCAUUCACAGAGGGCAUCCCUGCGCCACAGCAAAAACAGAAACCGAAGAUGUAGCCGUAGGUUUAAUGGAAACAGCCUGGAGGCAGAGAGGCGCUAUGUGCCCUCAUCAGGAAUGACGGCAAAGGAGUUGUGUGAGAACGAUGACCUGACCACGAGCCUCAUCCUGGAUCCAUACCUGGGCUUUCAAACACAUAAAAUGAACACCAGAUUUCGACCAAUUAAGGGAAGACAAGAGGAGCUGAAGGAGCUCAUCGAACGCUUCAAGAAACAUGAUAACUUGGAGAAAGCUUUCAGAGCUUUGAUAUCCGGAGACUGGUCCAGAAAUCUUUUUCUCCACAAGACGAAAGCUCAAGAGAAGCUCUUCAAGCAGCAUGUAUUCGUGUAUCUGCGGAUGUUUGCGACGGACAGCGGAUUUGAGAUUCUCCCUUGUAAUCGCUAUUCAUCGGAGCAAAAUGGAGCUAAAAUUGUGGCAACAAAGGAAUGGAAAAGAAAUGACAAGAUCGAGUACCUGGUUGGAUGUAUCGCUGAGCUUUCAGAAAGUGAGGAAAACAUGCUGCUGCGGCACGGCGAGAACGACUUCAGUGUCAUGUACUCAACCAGAAAGAACUGUGCGCAGCUCUGGCUGGGGCCAGCUGCGUUCAUCAAUCACGAUUGUCGGCCAAAUUGCAAGUUUGUGUCGACGGGGCGGGACACCGCCUGCGUGAAGGUUUUGAGGGACAUUGAACCAGGAGAGGAAAUCUCAUGUUACUACGGCGAUGGGUUUUUUGGGGAGAACAACGAAUUUUGUGAAUGCUAUACGUGUGAACGACGGGGUACUGGUGCUUUCAAAUCCAAAGCUGGACUGCCAGUGGAAGUGCCAGUGAUCAACAGCAAGUACGGGUUGCGGGAGACAGACAAGCGUCUCAACAGACUGAAGAAGAUGGGGGAAGGAAACCGGAGCUCAGACAGUCACUCAGUAGGCUCCCACACUGACGUAGACUCUCAGGAAAUGCCAAAAACACAUCAAUCUGCCAGAAAAAGAACAUCAUCAUCAUCAUCAUCUGGUCUGAAGUAUAAAAACAGGACUCAAUCCAGACAGAGUUUGUCGAGAGCUCUUACUACCUCAUGUUCAAAACAAGGUCGUGUAAACAAUAACAGGGUACCAAAGAGACUAAAAUCCCAAUCCAAGCCUUCACUAAGUAAAGUCCAGUUGCGGAGUCGCAGGAGGGCUGCAGAGCCCAAGGCGCUGGCCAAAGGAGAGACUUGCCAGCUGGGUCUCAGGGACUCAAAGGUGUCGCUCUGUAAAAGUGUCACCAUCAAGAAGGAGAAGGAUGGACAGGAGCUGGUGCAGCAGACACUAGGCCAGCGGGGCUGCCUCACCCGUCAUGCUGCCAAGGAGAACGGCAAUCUGCCACAUGUGCAAAGCAGCGACGGCAGCCAGUGUUCGACGUACAGAACUCGCAGGUCCACACGGACCCUCGUAAAAGCCCAGGAAACGGCCACCGGUGUUAAGCUGGAGCCCAGCGCGAUGGACGGCUUGAGCCCGGUCCCUGGUGGAGUAGUCAUUAAAACGGAGCCAGCUGACAUGGAGGAGUACCUUCACCAAGGAGUGGGGUUGGAGCAGCAGACGUUAGACACUGGCUAUGCCAGAACAGGGUCGUGCACCAGGCGGAAACGGCUGACACGGCUCAGGACCGAGCGGACGAUUAAGUGUGAGGACUCGUAUGGUGAGCCAUUCAUGCCGGUGGCUGCUGGCCACACCGCUAGCUUCUCAGACUGUGGUAAUGUGCUCUUGAGCUUCGCCGACCGACACAGGGACUACAACGGGGUUGCCAAUGGCAGCAAAUCGCUCCGCAGGGACAAGGGUAAGAGUAGCUGCCGGUCACAGGACAAGGGGAAGAAGAAGCGGCGCAUCACACGAUACGACGCUCAGCUCAUCCUGGAGAACAACACGGGCAUCCCCAAACUGACACUCCGCCGGCGGAGGGACAGCAGCAGUAGCAAGACCAAUGACGUCAACGAUCCCAUUGGCUCCUCCAACCUCUCUGCCUCGACGGUCAACUCUGCCUCUUCCAGCAAAAUCAGUAUCAAGUUCAGCAAGGACCACGAUAAGGACAAAGGCAGCUCAUACAUAGCUAAACUGAAUAACGGCUUUGCUCCUGUGGUCCACAGUAACUCCACCAAGCUGAAGAUCCAGCUGAAGAGAGAGGACGAUGCACGCAGAAUAUCCCAGACCAAGGCGGACCCGAUGUCAUAUAAUGGGGACAUAGGUCAGAGUCUGGAGGCCAGAAACGGUGGACAUCGGACCCAAAAGGUCCUGGCGGACCCUUCAUCUGAAGAGGACGACGACGAGGAAGGGGAGGAUGAUGACAACGACUACUUCGACAAUGAGUUCGAAGACGAUUUCAUUCCACUUCCUCCAGCAAAGCGCCUCCGACUCAUCGUGGGUAAAGACUCCAUAGACAUCGAUAUCUCCUCCAGGAGGAGAGAGGAUCAGUCCCUGAGGCUCAACGCAUAAGCUGUGGAGCUCAUCGCUCCCACCUCCCCCUGUAAAUAAAGAUGACUCGCUGAUCAACUGUUGUGUUGAUGUAAAAGAAGUACAUUAAUUUAAAAACAAAAAAAAUUGCUGAGAAAUCAAGAAUCUGAAUGAACGUUACGAGAAGGUGCUGUUGAGCUAAAGCAAAUCUCUGUUCUUCACUUAAGUUGUGCUCAUCACUCUCGUUGUGAGUGUAAUUUGAGUUUUUUAGAAAUACAGAUUAGAUUAAGUACGACUUAACUCACCCAGUAUGUUCUCUGGCAUUUUCUCUGCGUGCUAUGCGAAUUGUAAACAGCAGGAAUUUGCCAAGUUUGUCUGCUUAUUGUUUCUGAAUAACCUCGCCGGAUCAUUAAGUGAAAAACGAGAAUUUGUUUUAAGUUCAACUGUUUCUUUAAGUGAAUGCACUUGUUAUAUUCAUAAUGGACAUGGAUAUUGUAGAAAGUGUACAGUAUGGUGACUAUCCCCUCUGUCUCAUAGGCAGGUUUUUAUUGAACUUUUGAUUUUUGUCCUAUAGUUUGUAAUUUUUUUUGUGGCAAAUCAUGCUGAACGUACCGUAUGGUGUGGUUGGUCCAGAGGCAUUUUAAGAUCAGUCAGUUCAUUUUCAGGUGCCAUGUUCUCAUUAUCCCAGUAGUUUUUCUGCUCAAGAACCACAUGAAUUUCAGUAACUCAUUCAUUUCCAGCUUGGGAUGGAUGAUAAGACCUCAGAUUUAAAUCGUGGUAUUUAGGGCAGAACCCCGUUGUGUUUGUUAUUUUUCUUAGCCUGAGGCUGAAAUUGCUGUGGGCUGGAAUGAGCUGGAAAAAUUGAACUGGGCCCAAUUGGUGGAAACGAUGUACAAAUGCUUCCUGAGUAAUAUGAGCCCAAAUGUCCAGAUGGUGGCGCUGUAAUUGACAUCCAUAAAUACAGUUUUGGAAAGACCAAACCCCUCACACUGAAAUCCUGCACAAACUGAGAAACAAAAAUGAAUUUUGACCACCAACAUCAUUACAAGACUGAGAAACGUUUCCGUGAUAAAUGAGCAGGAUUGGUCGGCAGACAUGGUCGUCAUCAGCAGUAAACCUUUGCAGAGGGCGGGGCUUACAAAGAAAAUGGCCGUAACUCAUUAACGAUUUGUCCGCUUGUCACAAAGCUCAUAUCUUCUGGCCACGUUUGGGAAGAGGGCUGUCAGUUUGAGCCACAGGUUGUCUUGUUUUUGUUUUGGGUUUUUUCAUCCCAUUACAGUAUCAGAGAUGUAAGAGUUAAUCUAAUCAGUAUACCACUCACCCCUAUUGUCAGCAUUAUUCACCGUAUAAUCAUGUCUCUGAAGUGUUCAGUCAUACAAUGUUAAAGCAACAUCUGUGCUAUCAUGUUAUCCUCUUGAACAUCACAGUUCGUGUGCACGCGGAACGACGGCGUGUUUAGUUUGUCUGCAGCCGUCGCACAUUCACGACGUGAACUUCACAGUGCAGAUGCACAAUUUUGUUUUCCCAGCGAAUCGAGUCCCAGCAUUUUGUUCAGCACGCUGCAAAUAAAGUUAAUCAAGCUGCAGAAUUCCAAGAAAUAAAAGCACACAAUGUUUUAUAACCAGUUCAUAAAUGGGGGCGAACAGACCGACCAGCAGCUCUCAUUGUUUUCUUUGGAACUGCUGUAUAAUGGUAACAUGGCACACGUGGUAGGUCAUCCCUUUUAAACAAGUGAGAAAAUCGUACCAAAUCCACAUAAAAAGGCUACCUGUAUGCCGACUGAUGUCCCUCCUAACAUUUAUUUUCUCUUUCGUCCAGUCUCAUUUUUUAAAAAAUUUAUCUAAUCUGAUUUUUGGAGGCAAGUGAACAAAUGUGGAUCGACACUAGAGUUUGGAGAGGAAAAUCACAUUGUCUGAAACGUUCUUACUAGCUAAGGAUCAUGUAUACUUUUCUCUAUGGUGCUACUUUUAUUUCCUUACCAUCUGUUUGAAUUUGUCGUGUGUAAAUCUGUUGGUAGACGGUGGCAGCAUUAACUUAAACAGGCCCAAAUCCUAUAGAAAUACACAUUUCAUCCGUUGUCUCUGUAGCUUUUUUUUGAGUUGUUUGUUUGAUUUUUUUCUUUUCUUUACAGGAGCUCAUACACUUUCAUUUUUUUAGUUUACAAAAAAUUACUGUCUGUCGAGCAGCAUUAGGUGCCUUAACGAAGAGCUUUUUGACCCAUUCAGACCAAAUUUGUCUCACGGCUAAUCAGUGACAAUGCUAAGCCAUCUGCUUCCCCCUUGUAAUAUGGAAACACACACAAGUCCACCUUCAGUCCUUCUGUAUAUUAUUUUAUUUUUGUAGUGUGGAAGUAAAUGAACUGUCCAACAGAUCAAGGGAUCAACUAAGAUUGAAUGUUAACCCACUUUUCCUGUGUUAAUAUGUACUGUUCAUAUCACCAGCAGCUAAUCACCGUUCUGAACCUGGCUCAGUCUGUCCUUCCCCUUCGUCGGACGUCUCCAUCCUACACUGUAAGGUGUUCCAGGUGUACCGUCUGUGUGGUCUUUGUCCAAUAGACAGCUGUCAAGAUUUCCAAUUGAUUCAAAAAGUAAAAGAUUAAAAAAAAAAAAGCAAAACAAAUGUGAAUAGUUUGCGGACAUUUUAGCGUGUUGCGUGGGUAGUGGGAAACAUGUAAAGAGAAUUAAAAAUGGACAGUGUGUAUAUUGUCCGAUAUGUAAAUCAUGUGAACACAUCUUGUACUUAUUUAACAGUUUUGAAUACUUGAAAACUAUAUAAAGUUUCUUUGUGACUCUUGUUUCCUGA
Messenger RNA from Scatophagus argus, 5773 nucleotides. RefSeq names its product lysine methyltransferase 5B (gene kmt5b). Bases 413 to 3013 code for a protein of 866 amino acids. Gene Ontology annotation, cellular component: nucleus. NCBI's taxonomy places the organism in Eukaryota, Metazoa, Chordata, Actinopteri, Scatophagidae. The record is from RefSeq and is a predicted model, not a curated record. The transcript has 10 exons. Gene Ontology annotation, molecular function: histone H4K20 methyltransferase activity; protein binding.